Messenger RNA from Athalia rosae (coleseed sawfly), 2522 nucleotides. Its product is annotated as arylsulfatase B. The transcript has 9 exons. The record is from RefSeq and is a predicted model, not a curated record. Bases 210 to 1853 code for a protein of 547 amino acids. NCBI's taxonomy places the organism in Eukaryota, Metazoa, Arthropoda, Insecta, Hymenoptera, Athaliidae.
AUGAUUCAAACUGGAAAGUAGUGGGGGAUUCUUCUACGGCGUAGAGUUUUCCCCUACGAAAUCUCGUUUCAGCGUCAUUCGCAUAUUCGCGUCGCGUCCGGCGGGAAGUAUUGUCGAAUGUCCAUCCGGUGCGAUAUACGUAAACCCGAUAACAAUUCUACAUUACACGCAGUAUAAUACUUCUACUAUCCUUACUUCAUUCUCAUGCGAUGACGUUCCAAGUGAACCGUAGUUUUAUCAUAAAGAUUCUCACGUUUUUAUCAUUUGUCACGAUACCGAAAGUGCUUGCCACAAGACCCCACAUCAUCUUCAUACUGGCUGACGAUUUGGGUUGGAAUGACGUGGGUUUUCAUGGUUCUGGACAAAUACCGACCCCUAAUAUCGACGCCCUAGCUUUCUCGGGACUUCUUUUGCACAAGUAUUACGUCACAGCCAUCUGUACACCCUCCAGAAGCGCCCUGAUGACGGGCAAACAUCCCAUUCACAUCGGCAUGCAACACACGGUCUUGUUUGGCGCGGAGCCCAGAGGUCUUCCAUUGAAUCAGAAAAUUCUACCGCAAUAUCUGGAGGAACUUGGCUACGUGAACCACAUUGUCGGUAAAUGGCAUUUGGGAUGUUACAAGAAGGAAUAUUUGCCAACUUUCAGAGGUUUUCGGAGUCACGUUGGCUUCUGGACUGGACAUCAAGACUACAACGAUCACACUGCCAUGGAAACUGGCUACUGGGGCCUCGACAUGAGGCGAGGAAUUAAUCCAGCCUGGGAUUUGCACGGACAAUAUUCAACGGAUGUAUUCACAAGAGAAGCUGUUUCCAUAAUCGAUGCGCACAAUAAAACUGAUCCCUUAUUCCUCUAUCUCGCACACGCUGCGGUGCACUCCGGUAAUCCCUACAAUCCUUUACCCGCUCCUGAUGAGAGAGUGGCUAGGUUUGACAGUAUCGAAGACUACGACAGAAGACGAUUCGCAGCGAUGCUCAGUAAACUGGAUGACUCAGUCGGUGUCGUGGUGGAUACUCUCCGAAAACGAGGGAUGCUACAGAAUAGUGUCAUCGUGUUCUCAUCAGAUAACGGCGGUCCAGCUGCCGGUUUUAAUUUAAACGCGGCGUCGAACUGGCCGUUACGAGGUGUCAAAAACACGCUUUGGGAGGGUGGUGUCAGAGGAGCUGGACUCAUUUGGUCUCCACUUUUGCAACAUCCGGGGCGCGUUUCCAAGCAACUAUUUCACGUAACAGAUUGGCUUCCGACUCUGAUAGCGGCUGCAGGUGGGGAUCCAUCUCAGCUGAAUAUCGAUGGGAAAAAUCUUUGGCCGAGUCUGAACGCCGACAAACAAUCACCUCGUACGUCAAUUCUUCACAAUAUCGACGACCAAUACGGGAACUCCGCCAUUACGGUCGACGAUUGGAAACUCUUGCAAGGAACGACCUAUAACGGUUCUUGGGAUAGCUGGUACGGUCCUUCUGGAAGAACGGACACGUACAACGUCGGAGCAGUUAUCGGUAGUUUGACCGGUCGUGCAGUUGCUAGCGUUGGUCUGAGCAUUUCACCUGAAAGGGCGCGGACACUUCGUAAAGAAGUUUCUGUGACGUGUGCUCCCAAGAAUUCUACUUUACCAACGUGUAAGCUCCUCCAAGCUCCAUGUCUUUAUCGGAUUGAUGAUGAUCCUUGCGAGAACAACAAUCUUGCCAAUGUGUAUCCAGAGAUAGUUUUGCGACUACAAAAACAAAUCAAGAUAUGGAAUUCAACGGCAGUUACCCCCAACAAUAUGCCAUUGGACCCCCGUGGUGAUCCGAAAUUCUGGGAUCACACGUGGACUAAUUUUGGAGAUUUUAACUCUACGACAAACGCUGCCAGCUGACUAUAUGAUCCUUGGAGAAGUUUCGUGAUAUGCAUUUAUUUCAUUUGUAUCAUUUUUUACUCUUACAUUAUUCACACAUCAUCAUAUUCGUGAAAUGUGAUAAGUACGAACGCACUUAACAAACUUUCCAAGUUCAAACCUUGAACCUCUUUUAACUGUCAAAAGACUUAAUAUUUUUUCAUGCUCAAAUGAAAAUAUUAUACUUAAGCGUACAGUUUUGAAAUGAACGUGCUGUGAAUCGAUACGAACAGAGUAGAGUCGGCCGAAUAGAAAGACUUUCCAGAAAGAACUAGAUAAUUUAUUAAUGAAAGUCUGAUUAGCUUGGAACUUCGAGUGAUCUAUUUUGAAUAUUAGGAUACCAAUGUAUUGUAUUAUACCGGUAAAACGCGUACAAGUAUAUUUUGGCUUUCUUCUCAAAAAGUGGAUUCGCACAUCAAUCAUUCUGAAGCGUUGCGUCGGAAAAAAAACCUCCGAUCAUUAGUUGCCCAUACGACUUCACAUACAACAUGAAAAAUCCAUACAUUAUUGAUUAGGUAUAUUCAUGGAAUAUAUACUUUCUAAGAUAUUUGGAAUCGUCGUUUGCUGACAAGCCCCGAUGGAUUUAGAUUGUAACACAUUUGUACGAGAUGACCUUAUUCUGUUUUUUGAAUAAAUCCAUAAUAUUCCUAA